Messenger RNA from Mycetomoellerius zeteki, 1696 nucleotides. RefSeq lists its product as uncharacterized. The transcript is spliced from 7 exons. The coding region runs from base 271 to 1575 and encodes 434 amino acids. The record is from RefSeq and is a predicted model, not a curated record. NCBI's taxonomy places the organism in Eukaryota, Metazoa, Arthropoda, Insecta, Hymenoptera, Formicidae.
UGGAUAUUACAGUUUGCUGCAUGAUAUAUAGACCAUGUAAACAGUGUUUCUGGGUAUAUUAAAACUGGACAUCUUAGACACGCAGAAGUUAGUUGACAUCCUAUUAAGUGAAAUUCACGGUUCUCCUUCGAAAAUUCUUGUGACAUUUCGACCUUCCGAAGAAGCUGUGUGAUAAGAGCUUAAAGGAGUGAUAUUUAAUCCGCAACAAAAUAACGAAAUUUAAAUAAACGCAUCAUUUUUUCGACAUACAGAAACAUUGGAAAUUCUAAAAUGAUAAAAAUUCAGUCAUUAAUCACGCUUUCGAUGUGCUACAUCAUUUUUCAUACUUACGUCGAUGCCUGGAAUAAUAUCGAUAAGCACAAAAUCGUGAAUAGAAAACAAUUGUGGCAAACAAACGAUAACGGAUCUGCUUUUUCCGCCGCUGCAAAACGAAAAUGGGAAUCAUUAAAAUUUCCGAAUAAUCGCAUUCAGAUUGCUAGGGAGAAAAGACUGUUCUCACUGUUCACGUUGGUGAAAUUUGACAACGGCAUCUGCGACGGAUUGAACGGGGAGAACGGCACAUGCGUUGCGGCAGCAGAAUGCGGACAGCGCGGAGGUAUCUUCAGCGGCGUUUGCGCAAAUGGUUAUGGAGUCUGUUGUAUAAUUACGGUAUCCUGCAACGGGAUGACUACCGAUAACAACACGCACUUUGUCAAUCCAAAUUAUCCGUCUACCUUCGACGGUAUGGAAUCAUGUCAAGUGACGAUAGUAAAAUCAGAUCCAGAUGUAUGCCAAUAUCGAUUAGACUUCGUACAAUUCAAUAUCAGGGGACCGGAAACGGCGAAUAAUGUAUGUGUUUACGAUCAAUUCAUCGUUUCCGGUGGUAAUCCAGUACCAACAAUAUGCGGUAACAAUGAUGGAAAUCACAUGUACAUAGAUACAGGAGUUGGACAAACCAAUCCAGUUACUUUAACCUUCGUUACAAGUGGCAACUCUUUUUCACGAUCGUGGAAGGUUCGGAUCUCGCAAAUACGAUGCAAUACGAUAUAUCGAGCCGAAGAAGGUUGCCUUCAGUAUUUCACCGGAGUUUCCGGUCAGAUAAAAUCCUUCAAUUACGAUCCCAUGAUUGGACUACAAUUGUCAAAUCAAGAUUACAGUAUAUGCAUCAGGAUGGAGAGGAACUUUUGCGGAAUCCAGUACAUGGCGUGUUCUGACGACGCUCAAGACACGAUGGCUACUACAUUAAGUACGACGAAUCAAAUAAUGCGUAGCAACUCAUUCACUCUGACGGGAAAUACCCAAACCACGCAAAUUAUGUCGAUGACAGGAACGUCCUGUAUGACCGAUUGGCUGUCAAUACCGUGCGCCACAAAUCUUGAUCGAUUACCAUCGACGUCAAUGACAUGCGUCGAUCGAUUGUGUGGUGGUACCUUCAACUCGGAAACCCUGAACUUGAAUAGCUCAUCUGUUAUUAGCACCGUAAAGCCAUUCAGAUUAAUUUUUCACACGGACAGCAUCGAGGGUCCAGGUGAUGUUGGAAAUAGAGGCUUCUGUCUUAAUUAUGUGCAACAACCAUGCACGACUAAAUUAAGAUAAAGGUCAUUUCGUUAAGUAUAAUUAAAGGACUAAAGCGUAAGUUUACGGAAUCCCAAUUUUUAUUUCAAAAAUUUGACACAUAUUUUUUGUUACCAUGUCAAUGUAUAAAGGAAUUCGCAUA